UAGAGUGAAAGAUGGUGAUAGGAAGAGUUCCCUCAUUUUCAAAUUUAAUCCAUGUCUCUGGGGGGGUAAAGAAAAAUCGGCUCCGGGCAUUACAUGAUGUAAUUGAAUUUCAUUACGCUUUCUCUUGUCUGGGGGGAGAGGGCUGCUGACGCAGGUGGACCGAAGCCAUGGUGAGUUUGAGGACCAUAAAAGGUGUAUGUAGUACCCAUUUCAUCGGAACUGCAAAGUGUUCACACAAACAGCAACUUCAGCUGCUGCCUUCUGGGAGGAGAGUCUGUGUUGCCAGCAUAUCAAAGAUGAAGAGGUCCUAUAGGAUUUUGCUAGUGUCUCUCAUCUUUUGCACAAUGUUCUCGGAGACCAUCGAGCUGGUAAUAGCGGCAAAGGAGAAGAGGGGGUGGACCCUCAAUAGUGCCGGCUACCUUUUAGGUCCCCGUCGGAUUGAUCACCUAAUUCAGAUAAAGGAUUCACCCAGUGCCAGAGGCAGAGACAACUUGAUCACUCAAUAUGGCAUAGAUGGACACAGGAUACUUGGAGACAAGCCUGGUCUUGCUGGCAAGAGAGACAUGGACUGGGAAGAUAGCUUCCAAACAGGUGACAAAAGGAAAGCGGAGGAAGACAUUGUCCACACUGUCAUUGACUUCCUGACAUACCUCAAAUAUAAAGAAAUGGGAGCCUUGCAAAGCUUGACUUCUUCUGUGACUUCAGAUGAAAUGGCUAACCCUUAGCCACAUCACCCUCUGCGAUCACACCUUCUGUACCCAUCAUUUUGCUUUUGCUGAAAUAACUUUUGCUCACUUUAGAGCAGGGAUGUCCAAGGUUUAGGUACUCACAUCAAAUCUAUAUAUAUAUUGCGCGUCGUCCCGCACGCGGUCUGUCCUUCCGUCUGUCCCUUUUCAAAACGUACCUACUUCACCGCGCCGCUGCGCGCCGCCACUGCACGCCGCCACUGCGCCGCUCAGGCAGUGGCUCACUACGAUCGCGCGGGCAUCUUAGCGAAAAAAUGUUGUCUACCCACAAGCAUUGCAAUGAAAUUGUUAGUUAUUUAGUAGAGCUAAACAUCUCUUUAUUUUCUCGAUAAGCAAUGAAGAUGAACAAAAAGUUGAACCAAGCAACAACACUUUUGUGGGCCCACCUUACCAGCCUUCCGCAGGAACUAGCUGAUGAGCCGCCCGGAGGGCGGCGAACCAGCUAGUGUUAUAUAAUAACAGAUGACAGAUGAUGCUUCUUCAUGAAAUACAAGAUUUACGGUGGCUCCUCUACUUUACUUUUACUUUUUAUUUGGUUCUUGAAGAAAUUUCUUAAAUAGAACAUUUUUUAAGUAGAGACACACUUUCCAUGUAAAUGCCCUAAUUCGUUCCAAGGCCCCCCUCACCCCCCCCCCCCCCCAUUUCCUAAAGCAAAACAAUGCAUCAAAAUAUGUAACAAAUAAACGUUACAAUUAGAUUAUUGCAUAAUAAAAAUAAAAGAGAUUCAUACAUAAUGUAAAAAACAAAGAAUAGAGUAAAGAAUAAAAAUCAUGGUCAUUUAACUUUGAACUGGCAUUUUAUGCCCUCUUUAGUCUCUCAGAAGUGGUUUUUGCCUGGCGUUUUGGAAAGAACCGAUCCAAGAACGUUUGCUUUUGUUGGGUUUGAACAAUCCUUCGAAAAUAUCCAAGGCAAACUUCAGCACAGAUAGCGAUCGCCAGACUGGUGAACAAUUUUUCCAGGUGAUUCACACUUACGAAAAACCUCAUGGCCCAACUGGCAGAUGACGAGGACGUUGCAUAGACACAUAUCUUAUCUAUCUACACACAUAGACACAUGCGGUAAUGGUCCCUCUUUGCCAAUGGAACGCCAGGAAAAUUCUAGGUAAUAGCCAAUGGCAGAGCAGCCAUAAGUUCAGGAAACUCGGAGCUGCGAGGAUCAGCCUAUACUGUAUUUUUACCUUUCGCAUCUUGAAAUGUAUUUUGUAACAAGAGGCAAUAUUCAAAUGAAGAGACAUUCGUAAGUAGAGGUACCACUUCUUUGUCAAACUAUUUCUAUAUUUAUUAAUGCGAACCCUUUAUAAUGACCCGGAUCUCUAUAUAAACUUGCCACAAAAUAGACCCGGCUCUCUGACACUGGGCAACACAUUUCCUUCUAGUCUUCAUAGGCUUGAUAUGUCACCCUGCACAAAUUCAAGCCACCCUUUGCUGUAAGUAGCCCCAUAACAUGGAGUAACAGGCCCCCCAUCAUAUUUCACGCUGUAUUGGUUUUAGUGUGUUUAAUACAUUAAAUGUGAAGAAUGCUAUUGUGGCAAAAUUAUUAUUUUCUAUUGGACAGCCCUGCUUUCGAGUCAUUAUGUUGUUAUUUCUUACACAACAGUGAAUCAUGUUGUCUUUAGCAAAGCUUGGUUGUCUCGCAGUACCUUUAAUAUUUGAUAAUUGAUGAGAUAAAAUUAAUAGCAUAUACUCAGAUGUAAAUAGAUAGUAUAUCUAUUUAGCCAUAGAGUCACAAAGAUCGACGGUAAUGGUUACUGAAAGCGAAUUGGAUGUUAAACACAGAUUCAUGCUUCUGUACUGUUAUUUCCCCCAUUCUGCUGUCAUCAGGUCAAAGACGAUGGAGUUCAAUAAAGAAAAAAAA
This is a messenger RNA of Hippocampus zosterae (dwarf seahorse), 2600 nucleotides long. RefSeq names its product galanin/GMAP prepropeptide (gene gal). The transcript has 7 exons. Bases 168 to 725 code for a protein of 185 amino acids. Lineage: Eukaryota; Metazoa; Chordata; Actinopteri; Syngnathiformes; Syngnathidae. The record is from RefSeq and is a predicted model, not a curated record. Gene Ontology annotation, molecular function: hormone activity. Gene Ontology annotation, cellular component: extracellular region.